Spinacia oleracea (spinach) is the source of this 2114-nucleotide messenger RNA. RefSeq names its product YTH domain-containing protein ECT2. The record is from RefSeq and is a predicted model, not a curated record. Gene Ontology annotation, molecular function: mRNA binding. Gene Ontology annotation, biological process: mRNA destabilization. NCBI's taxonomy places the organism in Eukaryota, Viridiplantae, Streptophyta, Magnoliopsida, Caryophyllales, Amaranthaceae. Gene Ontology annotation, cellular component: cytoplasm. The transcript has 9 exons. The coding region runs from base 227 to 1687 and encodes 486 amino acids.
UCCUUUCGCCCCCUUUUGUCUAAAAACCCAAAAAAUUCUUGGCGGCCAGCCUCUCUCCCUCUCUCUUCUUCUCGAAGCCUCUCUUUCUCUCUCCAAACUGAACCGCCAACUUUGAGAGGCUCCGAGUUUCUCUCUCCUCUUCGCCGGAUCUCUGUCUUCAGUGUCUGUGCAUAUUUUGAAGAGGUGCCCGAUCUUGAUUUGACGUCCCACCCUCCCUUUCUUAACUAUGGCAGCUAUUGGGACACCCUCAAGUGAUACGGCAGAUUUGUUGCAGUUGCAGCAGCUCUCUCUUGAGUCGCAGACCAAAUCUCUUGAAGCUCAUGAGCCUCCCAAAAAGUUUGGUUCAAUUGGCUCUCGUAAUGUUAUUAAUAGUUUGGCGAAGCCAUAUGAGCGUUCUACAAUGCCUAUCCAGGAAUAUGCCAAUCUGAACAUGUACUAUCAAAAUGGCUACCCUUCUGCUCCCUACUAUUACGGCUAUGAUGAUCUUAAUGUUUGGAAUGAUUACAGAUACAUGAAUCAUGAUGGGGUUGAUAUGCACUCAGGCCUGCAGCAGCGACGGCUAACUACAGGGGUGGGUCAAACUGCUGGAUACAUGGGCAGGUCACAUCUAAAUGAGCAAAUGUAUGGUCAGUUUGGAAAUGCGUACCGGGGAAGCUCAGGAUUUGGGUUGAACUAUUACAAUCCCAAAUCAUCAUGGAAUAAUUGGAGAACGGUUGAUAACAACAAAUAUGCGUCUAAAGGACGUAACAAUGGGUUUUUUAGCUAUGGGAAUGAAAAUAAGGACAGUCUGAAUGAGCUUAGCAAAGGGCCUAGAUCAAAGGAUGUGAAAAACCCGCUAGGUUUUGGAUCAGUUAAAUUGGCUGUGAAGGGGCAGGAUCUGACUUCAAAAGUAAAUAGCAAAGAAGAAACUAUCUCUGAAAUUCCUGACAAGGAGCAGUAUAACAAAGAAGAUUUUCCUGAGACUUACUUGGAUGCUAAAUUUUUUGUUAUCAAAUCGUAUAGUGAGGAUGAUGUUCAUAAAAGUAUCAAGUAUAAUGUCUGGGCAAGUACCCCCAAUGGAAACAAAAAGCUGGAUGCAUCAUAUCAGGAAGCUAAAGCAAAGCCUGAUAGCUGCCCUGUGUUUUUGUUGUUCUCGGUAAAUGCUAGUGGGCAAUUUGUUGGCCUGGCCGAGAUGGUUGGUCCUGUUGAUUUUAACAAGAGCAUGGACUUCUGGCAACAGGACAAGUGGACUGGGUGCUUUCCUGUUAAGUGGCACAUUGUUAAAGACAUUCCCAACAGUUUGUUGAAGACCAUUACUCUUGAAAAUAAUGAUAACAAACCUGUUACGAAUAGCAGAGACACACAAGAGGUUAAAAUUGAGCAAGGUAUUCAAGUGCUUAAAACUUUCAAGUCUCAUGUGAGCAAGACUAGUAUUUUGGAUGACUUUGAGUUUUAUGAGGCACGGCAAAAAGCUUUGCAGGACAAGAAGGCCAAGAGACUUCAAUUCCAGAAACAGGGAAAAAACGAGAACAACUCUGGGGAUGUAGAUGUUUCUACAACAGCCUUGACUGAUGUGUCUGCAGCUGUACCCAACAGCCAAACCAAGCCGCAUCAGGAACCUGCCGCCAAACCUCAAUCUUUUGCUGAUGUCACCAAAGGUGUCAAAGGAGAUAAGGCUGGUGCUGCUGGUGAUGUCGCAUCAGCUUGAAUUUGCUGCUUCAAGAAUCUCGUCGAGGCUGGCAAUUCACAGGUUUUUGAUGGCAGAUUGAGAUUGCAGCGUAGUUCCUAGUUUUGAUCCCAUAAAUUUAGUUAGUUAUAGGUGCCUCCUUUUCUCUGUUAUUGCAAACUUCACCUUUAAUUUUUAAUUUUUUUUAAUUGGGGGAGGGGUUUAAUAUGCUCCGCAUAAAAUGGUUGUGUUUUCUUCUGCUUUCUUUUUCUUUUUGGAAUGUAGCCUUUUAAGGCAGAUAUUAUUUUCCAUUUUUGUAGUAAAAGGGCUGUGUUUUGGGGGAUUUGGGUUAGUGUUAGUAUAGCUGCAUAGGAGACUUUUCCGAGACCUAAUAGUAUGUGUACUUUAAUGAAAUUGAGUUUAUGUUUUGCUGAGUAAUGGAUUUGACGCUAGAAAGAUUUAUGGUUUA